AUGGGAUCACAAACCAAUCUCAGACUCACUCUACAAACCAAACUCAGGCUCACUCCACAAACCAAACUCAGCCUCACUCCACAAACCAAACCCAGACUCACUCUACAAACCAGACUCAGACUCACUCCACAAACCAAACUCAGACUCGCUCCGCAAACAAAACUCAGACUCGCUCCACAAACCAAACUCAGACUCGCUCCACAAACCAAACUCAGACUCACUCCACAAACCAAACUCAGACUCACUCCACAAACCAAACUCAGACUCACUCCACAAACCAAACUCAGACUCACUCCACAAACCAAACUCAGACUCACUCCACAAACCAAACUCAGACUCACUCCACAAACCAAACUCAGACUCACUCCACAAACCAAACUCAGACUCACUCCACAAACCAAACUCAGACUCACUCCACAAACCAAACUCAGACUCACUCCACAAACCAAACCCAGACUCACUCCACAAACCAAACUCAGACUCACUCCACAAACCAAACUCAGACUCACUCCACAAACCAAACUCAGACUCACUCCACAAACCAAACUCAGACUCACUCCACAAACCAAACUCAGACUCACUCCACAAACCAAACUCAGACUCACUCCACAAACCAAACUCAGACUCACUCCACAAACCAAACUCAGACUCACUCCACAAACCAAACUCAGACUCACUCCACAAACCAAACUCAGACUCACUCCACAAACCAAACCCAGACUCACUCCACAAACCAAACCCAGACUCACUCCACAAACCAAACUCAGACUCACUCCACAAACCAAACCCAGACUCACUCCACAAACCAAACUCUGAAAUAUUUGAUUUCUUUACGAAACCAAAUUUCAAAUGUACAUGUAUGUACCAGAAUCCAAUCUUCAUAUGGGAUCACAAACCAAUCUCAGACUCACUCUACAAACCAAACUCAGACUCACUCUACAAACCAAAUUCAGACUCACUCCACAAACCAAACUC
Mizuhopecten yessoensis (Yesso scallop) is the source of this 975-nucleotide messenger RNA. Its product is annotated as non-classical arabinogalactan protein 31-like. Lineage: Eukaryota; Metazoa; Mollusca; Bivalvia; Pectinida; Pectinidae. The coding region runs from base 1 to 816 and encodes 271 amino acids. The transcript has a single exon. The record is from RefSeq and is a predicted model, not a curated record.